Entelurus aequoreus (snake pipefish) is the source of this 3986-nucleotide messenger RNA. It is a transcript of the gene sh3bp2, whose product is annotated as SH3-domain binding protein 2. Lineage: Eukaryota; Metazoa; Chordata; Actinopteri; Syngnathiformes; Syngnathidae. Gene Ontology annotation, molecular function: SH3 domain binding. The record is from RefSeq and is a predicted model, not a curated record. Gene Ontology annotation, biological process: signal transduction.
AAUAGAUGGACAACACACUACGGUGACCAUAGGAACAGUGAUAUUAUAUCGAAUAAGUGCAAGUUUUUUUUUAUCCUUUUGCCUUUUGAUUAUAUUUCGAGUUCCCCCUAUGGGUAGUGACAUUUUUGACUCCGCUCUCAGUAGAUAUGCAGGUGUACCUAAUAUUGUGACCGGUGACACAUAAAGGCUUAAAACAACCUACUACUGGAAUAAAAACAAUAUUGCUAAAAAUACCUUAUGAACUUGACUUUGGCUAUACAAUGUGACGGUCCACUUGUGUGGGUGUUUAUGACAUAAUUGCUGACCAGAUGUUGGGCGGGAGUGUUCUCCGAAAGGAGGAAGUAGAGUGGGCUCUGAAACGGGCAGCUCAAAGCUGCCAAACUACAUCGUUGUCAAAACUGGACCAGAAGUCGGCAGGAAUAAGAGCUGCAAUGACGUAUAAACACAACGUGGAGCUGCACGACUGACGCUAGCAGUGUGCUUUUGAAGAGGCUGACGCAAAGGGCUGUCCGAAUUCUAUCAGGCUCCUUCAAAUGCGGCCCACAAAUGUGUCCUUCUCUACUGGAUCGCAGUAUGCAUUCGGACCAUCCUUCACCUCCUGCGAGAGUAAUAUUUCAACAUCGACGUGCAAAACAGGGAGAAGCAACCAUGUCAUCUCUUCAAAUGAGUUGGCCGGUGCCGAUGCGAGCCAUUGGAGCGCAGAAUCUCCUCACUAUGCCUGGAGGAGUUGCCAUUGCAGGGUACCUCCACAAGAAGGGAGGCAGCCAGUUUAGCCUUUUGAGAUGGCCACUGAGGUACAUUAUCAUCCACAAAGGUUGUGUGUACUAUUUCAGGAGUAGUACUUCUCCUGCACCACAGGGGGCGUUUUCUCUGAAUGGGUACAACAGAGUGAUGAGAGCAGCAGAGGAGACAACAUCCAACAAUGUUUUCCCAUUCAAGAUCAUCCACAUCAGUAAGAAACACAGGACGUGGCUUUUCUCCGCAGCGAGCGAAGAUGAGAGAAGGAGUUGGAUGCGAUCCCUGCGGUGCGAGAUAAGUCGUUACAAUGACAGACAAGAGUCCCAUGUUCCAAGCGACUCAGAUUCCGAUGCAGACAGUUUCUACGGGACGAUAGAGAGGCCCUUGGAGAUUAAAGACCCAAUCAAUAAUGCGGAGAACGGUAAGACUGGGCUUGAAUACAUGAAUAAGAAAAUGUAUUUCAUUUUCCUAUCUUCUCUGCAUGUAGAUUUUUGUGACGAUGAUGACGAUGAAGACGACGAGGACUACGUGAAGCCGGACAGUGAGUGUUUGCCGACAUGCUCAGGCAGACCCACUGGACCGCCACCUACCUACCCGCCUCCCCCCGUGCCCAUGGUGUCCCAGCGCCACCAAGGCUUCUGUCCAAGCAACCGUAAAGGCAGGCCACCUCCAGUUCCGUCACACAGCAGAAUCCCAACAAGACAAAAAAACCUUCCCUUGAAGCCCCCUCCCAUUCUUAAAGAUACAAACAAAGGUCCGCCACCUCCUCCCCCCUUUGUCCGCCAACUGCACAAGCCAUUCUCUGAUAUCCCGCCGCCCCUUCCUCCCCCCAACAUACAGCAGCGACCUCUUAGAAGCAUGGCACAGUCAGUGGUUGGGACUGAGACUAAUAGAAGCGGCUGGAGGUCUCUACCUCUCCCGUCCCCAACCACCCUGCCCAUCUGUGAACGACUGCAGACCAGGAUGGUCCUCGAUGGUUCAGACCACUGCCCUCCUAAUAUUGGGGCCAACCGGUCUCUUAGCGACAACCACCUCGGAGCACCUGUGAGCAACCUUCACAGCAAACCAAGCCUAUCUGGAACAAACGCUACAGUUUCUGAAGGCCGAAUGCCCAAACCUCACAAGCCAUACCCUCAGGCAUCUUCCAGUCACCCACCGCUGCCCUGUAAACCGCCUCAAGCGCCUCAUCUUCAAACUGGACUGAGUAUGCCUAAAGUUCCACCAGCAGUCAAGCCUCCACUGCCAGUCACCAGACCCAGACUGUCAGGCGCCCCCCUUCAAAGAGCAUCUCCAGAAGGUCAAAGCUUCCGUUCAUCCAGAGAUGAGACAGAUGUGGCAAUCAAGAAGAAACAAGACUUGACCAAAUGCAAAGAAGGAGACGUUUCGGACGACGAUUAUGAUAAUGUGCUUCUGCCAGACUCUGUGUACAUUGACACAACGGAAACAAGCAUUGUAGAGAAGUUAUUCAAGGAGUGCUCCAACCUUCCACAAGAUGGCCUUUAUGGAAUCAGAAACUCAGGAACCAAAACCUCAAAGGUGCUGGUGGUGUGGGAUGUGGCCAUAAGCAAAGCCAGAAACUACCGUUUGUUUGAAGAGGCUGACCGGGUGUAUCUGGACUCGGAUGUAACCUUUCCCAGUCUGUCAUCUAUGGUGGAACACUACUACAACCAUCCUCUGCCUCACCAUGGCUCCCUUUGCCUGCAGAGACCAUACUCGUGAACACUAGGGAUGGGCGAUACUGCAAAUGUUGGUGCUGAUUUGAUGCCUCGUAAAGACAGGGCCGGUAUCGCCAAUACCAAUUACUUGAAAACCUCUCAAUUUGAUUUGCCUUUAAUUUUUUAAUCAUGAAUAUUAUGAGAAUAAAAAAACAGGGCAAAGAUUUUAGGCCCAAAAUUAUUGAUAAAAUAUGUAAAUAAUUUAACAAUAUGUAAAUACACUAUAAGACAAUGUAAUAUAUCACAUAUUAUUUGUAUUUUAAAUGUAUAUAUAUUAAAAAAUGUACAUAGAUUAUUUAUUUAUAAUUUUUUUAAAUAAUACUUUUAGAAUAAUACAAUUGGCUCUCAUUUAGAUCCCAACCCAAGAGUGUCAAACGUACGACCCGGUCCGCGAACAGGUUUUAUCUGGCCCGCGGGAUGAGUUUGCAAAGUAUAAAAAUGAGCCAAAAUUUUUGAAUGAAAGAAACUGCUGUUCUAAAUGUGUCCACUAGAUGUCGCAAUAACAAUUAUUUGUAUCUUUGUAGAUUAUGCUGCAUAUGAAAAAAUAAAUAAAUAAACCACAUGAUGUUAGUCCACCAGUCGAGGAAAAUGAGCAAAUUACAUAAAUAAUUAUCCUGUAAUUUGAUUUUGAUAUCAUUUUUUUAAUCUUGAUAGAUUAAAAAUGAACACCAACGAGUUGACUGAUGAACAUUAUCACAUAAUUUAAUCAGAAAGCAUAAAUAACGACAAAUAAAGACAGAAUACUAUUAAUCGCAACAUGUAAGUGUAAAAAAAAAAAAACAACAACAUUAUGAUUUGUACAAUUUUAGAAUGUGCUUGGUCUGUUUUUAUACAAAGAAAACAAUCUGAAGUUGUCUUUAUUUUUAAGUUAUCGUGCCGUGAUUUUACCAGUCUUGCCCACUUGGGGGUAGAUUUUUCUCCUUGUGGCCCCCCAUCUAAAAUGAGUUUGACACCCCUGUCCUAACCCAAAGUCCUCCUGUGGCCUAAGAAUGUAUUACCUGAGUUUGUAAACAACAUAAUAAUAUAUCAAUAUCAACAAUGUAACAAACAAUACAACAAAAAAAACAUUUGUGGAAAAAAAUCGAAAAAAACUACAAAUUAUAGACCCUUGGUAUCAAUACCGUUGUUCUGUUACAACUAAAAGUUGUAAACUCUUGUUGUUGAAGUGUGUUGUGCUUAUUGCUUGUUAUUUAAUAAACAUUAUUACAUGUGUAUUUGUCGCCAUCAUGUGGUCAGGGCAGUUACUACAUCUUUGAGAUGUCUGUACUUUAAAAUCAAACUUUACUAAUCGGAAGUUGCAUAAGCCAAGCAGAUAAAUCUAUGGUGCCAGCACGUACUUUAUGGUGGUUAUUUUCGAAGAAAUACUGCAUAUAUCUUUUGUUCAAGGCUGCAUCGCCGGUAUGUAUCAUAAGUUGAACUUUGAAACUUGGUUUUUGUCUAAAAUAUUUCUAGCUAAAUUUACGAUUUGUAUUGAGAUCUUUGUCAUGCUCAUUAUCGAUAAUUUGCGAUGUCAUCUAAGAUGGCGUCGUAGUA